AUGAGGCAGGAGGUCAAGCCAAGGCUGAUGAUACUCAUAUUUUUUGUACUAUCUUCUUUAGCCCCCUCAUUUACCUUUGGGUUCCUUAAUACCAACGAGAAAAUUUUCGCUGCUCGUGAACCUAAGUUGGCAGAAGCCUCCUCUUCCGCCUCAAAUGUGAAGCAUCGGAUCAAGUAUCCAAAUGAUGAUGGUGUAGAGCUAAACGAUCUUUCAUAUCAUACAAAGGGCUUGCCACUUUCUUAUCGGUUCUUUUGGGGCGUCCAUAGAGAAGAACAAAGGGCGCAGACCGUUAGUUUGGCAGCCGAUAGUUUCUUGCCCAGGAAUGAGAAAUCAUUGAUGGAAGAAGGCUCAAGUACAGUGAUACUCAAGAGAUGGCAGGGUUUUUUAUUCAAAUACCCAAAUCUCCAGACAGUAGAAUCAAGAUUCAACAACGAGGUUUUGCAUCAUCUUCGAGGAUUAAUUGGGGGGGAUCAAUUAUGUUCGAUGAACUACUUGAUUGAUCAUACGCAUAAUCUCAUUGCAGCAAACGAAGAGACCCGCACAGAUGGUACAAAAUAUUUGAUCAAAGUUUUUGAGGCAUUCAUCGCGAGUGAAAAUAAUCCAACUCACUUUGCCCGACUCAAGGUUGCUUUUUCUAAUCUUUUAAGAGAAUCAGAACCAGAUGACUAUUACCAACCCCAAUGUAUGUGGGAGAUACACAAGAUGGUGGCAUCUAUUGAGAGCAAGUUUCUAUCACAUCCAGACACCGCCUCGAGUGUGUGGAAUCCAGAUUUGCCUCCGAAAAGCUUUAUUAUACGAGUUCUCAAAGCCAUUUUUCCAUUUGCUUUAGAUCUUUAUGACCCGGUUCUGGCUUUGGAAACAGAUCAAAUUUGCUUACGAUCAUUGGAUCUCAAACUCGAAUUCUUCCGAAUAUACAAAAUUUCAUCCGAAUCAGCAACACUCGAAAGUGUUCUUGAGAUCGCUUUCAUAGAGGCGCCGAGAGCUCACUAUAUAUUGACCUCUGGUGGAAAACACAUGACGGCUCGUGAGUUAAGAAGCGCAAGUGAUGUUGCGUUGAAAGAAACAGUGUCAGGGAUCGAGAAAGCUCUUCAAAAGAAAGAAGGUAGGAUGAAGGAUCUGACUUCAGCAGAUGAGAUGACACUUCUCAAGGCACUUUAUGCUAUGAGUAAGGAGUUGAAAGAUCGUGUGAAAAUCGGGUUCAUAACUUCCGAAUCCACUACGAGUGGAGGUAGCAGAACGCAUAUAAAUCUUCCAAACUUAUGUCCAGAAGGGACAGAAAUGGCCAGAUCAUUUUCAGAGCUCAUAGACGUAGCUCAAGGGCCAGUCAAUGCAAUAGGAACUCAUUCUUGGAGGACCAGGAUGAAGAUUGCUCUCAGAGCAUUUACACCGGAGCGUCUCCUUCAACUGCAUCACAAGGAACCAGUAUUUCGACAAAUGUCUGUGUGGAAAAACCUUCCAUCUCUCCCAGAAAUCAAGAAUCUUCUCAAACAAAUUGCUGACCCCAAGCUACUUAAGCCGGAUGGAUCAAUCAAUCAAUCUCGUAAUCAUAUAGAGAUUUUGCACAAUUUCCUCGUUUAUCUUGCAAUAAUCGGAUUUGAAAAUGACAGUUCCUCUAUACUUCUUGAAGUGGUCAAGAGUGCAAAAAUAUUAGCUAGAAACAAUGGUAUCUUCGGGGAUCUUGAUAUCGCUUUGACUGCAAGGUUCACAGCUCGUUAUCCAACAUUGGCACAGUAUCUAGAGAUCAAUAAGCCUAUCCAUAGAUCUUUACCAAAGUUUCAUCUUCACUUUCCCCCAAUUUUGCAGAAUGUCAAAGAUCAUCCAUAG
Molecule: messenger RNA, 1824 nt
Organism: Melampsora larici-populina 98AG31
Lineage: Eukaryota; Fungi; Basidiomycota; Pucciniomycetes; Pucciniales; Melampsoraceae
Exons: 6
Coding region: 1-1824 (607 amino acids)
Source: RefSeq, a predicted model, not a curated record